This is a messenger RNA of Cryptomeria japonica (Japanese cedar), 402 nucleotides long. RefSeq names its product EG45-like domain containing protein. The transcript is spliced from 3 exons. Lineage: Eukaryota; Viridiplantae; Streptophyta; Pinopsida; Cupressales; Cupressaceae. Gene Ontology annotation, biological process: systemic acquired resistance. The record is from RefSeq and is a predicted model, not a curated record. Gene Ontology annotation, cellular component: cell wall; apoplast. The coding region runs from base 1 to 402 and encodes 133 amino acids.
AUGGCUGGUGGAGGUAUUUCUAGCAUGUGGCGGGCUGUGUUCGUGAUGAGUUUCAUGUGGGGCUGGUAUUGCUGUGUGGCUGAGCAAGGAACAUCCACAUUUUACACUGCUCCAUAUGUCCAAUCGGCGUGCUAUGGAAACGACCUCAAUCAAUUUCCAGCAGGAGAUUUGUUUGCGGCGGCAACUGAUGCAUUCUGGGGCGGUGGAGCGGCUUGCGGAAAACAGUACCGAAUCACAAAUCAGGGCGUUCCGAUGCCAUGCAAGAGCGGAUCCAUCGUCGUGAAGAUUGUUGAUUAUUGCCCAGCGGGAUGCGCUGGCACCAUCGAUUUAUCUCAAGCUGCCUUCGCCGAUAUUGCUGAUCCAGAUGCUGGCAAAGUUUACAUCGACUAUGAACAGGCCUGA